Molecule: messenger RNA, 249 nt
Organism: Exophiala aquamarina CBS 119918
Lineage: Eukaryota; Fungi; Ascomycota; Eurotiomycetes; Chaetothyriales; Herpotrichiellaceae
Exons: 1
Coding region: 1-249 (82 amino acids)
Biological process (GO): translation
Cellular component (GO): ribosome; mitochondrion
Molecular function (GO): structural constituent of ribosome
Source: RefSeq, a predicted model, not a curated record
AUGACUGUCCGUCUUUCCGCCUUCUCCACUCUCCGCGAACGCCUCCCACGCCCUCCUGGUUGUACAGAACUAACUCAGGCAACAGCCAAAUCCCGCACGAUCGCCGUGCGGCUCCUCAGCAUGGCCAUGACGGGAUACUACCGAACCAUGGUGCGGCCACGAACCUCCCGCCCUCUCAGCAUGUUGAAAUACGACCCGGUCGUCAAGAAGCAGGUCCUGUUCCUGGAGCAGAAGCGCGGCAAGAACUGA